Culex quinquefasciatus (southern house mosquito) is the source of this 763-nucleotide messenger RNA. RefSeq names its product mitochondrial import inner membrane translocase subunit Tim10 (gene Tim10). Lineage: Eukaryota; Metazoa; Arthropoda; Insecta; Diptera; Culicidae. The transcript has 2 exons. The record is from RefSeq and is a predicted model, not a curated record. Gene Ontology annotation, biological process: protein insertion into mitochondrial inner membrane. Gene Ontology annotation, cellular component: mitochondrial inner membrane. Bases 246 to 524 code for a protein of 92 amino acids.
GGGCAUCAUCACGGUAGCUGGCAUCGGUGGGUUUGUCUACUCGAAGCGUUACGUCGACAAGAAUCGCUAUGAGAACAUGAAAAUUCGUGAACGCAUGCGAAAAUCAAACGAAGGAGAGUACACCGUCGAAUCGCCCCGCAGAUACGAAGCCUAGAAGCUUUUGAACCACCCCGGAAUCAUCAGUGGAACCUACUACCUCGGAGAGGAUAACCUUAUCAAUUUAAAUCAAAAAACAAAUCUGUAAAAUGAGUGCCCAACAGCUGGACGCGGCCACCCAGGCCAAACUGCAACUGAUGCAGGAGAUGGAAGUGGAGAUGAUGUCGGAUCUGUACAGCCGGAUGACCACGGCCUGCCACAAGAAGUGCAUCCCGCCAAAGUACUCGGACGCGGAGCUGGGCAAGGGCGAAUCCGUAUGCCUGGACCGGUGCGUGGCCAAGUAUCUGGAGAUUCACGAGCGGAUAGGCAAGAAGCUGACGGCCAUGUCCGCCCAGGAUGAUGACCUCAAGAAGAAGAUGGGCGCCUAAGGGAGGCACGGAGGAAGGAACUGCAACUAGUGCAAAGAGUUUGGUUUGAAUUAGAUUUUUUUUUCUUGUUCUAUCCUUGCGGAUGUUGUUGGUUGGAAUAGUUGGAAUGUUGUAAGCGAAACACUAAAAAUUGUUGUAACUUGAGCUAAGCGUGGCAUAAGUUUUAUUAUGUAUGCACCGUGACAAGUGACACUGAGUGAGUUUUGCCAAGUGAGGAAAUAUAAUUAAAGCUAUGAAAA